This is a messenger RNA of Exophiala aquamarina CBS 119918, 1149 nucleotides long. RefSeq lists its product as uncharacterized. The coding region runs from base 1 to 1149 and encodes 382 amino acids. Gene Ontology annotation, molecular function: protein binding. Lineage: Eukaryota; Fungi; Ascomycota; Eurotiomycetes; Chaetothyriales; Herpotrichiellaceae. The record is from RefSeq and is a predicted model, not a curated record. The transcript is spliced from 4 exons.
AUGACCCCAAAAUGUCUUGCUAGGGCGAAUGCUACAAAUGCUACUGUAGACAUUAGUCUCCAUCCGAAAUCAGCUGACUAUUACAGCAAUGUUCAGUGGAGUGCAGAUGGAACCAGCUUGAUCGCCACCACAGCCAGAAAUUCUAUAGAAACAUUCAUUGUUCCUCCUGAUAUUUUGGAGGAAACUACGGGACCGCGGGAGCUGGCGUCGUACUGCACGAUUGUGUCUAGCGAUGCUGUUAACGCUGUUGUGGGUUACCCAUUCUUUGAUCUUGGGAAUCCUUCCACAGCUUUGGUCUUAUCAUCGCGAAAAGACCUCCCCAUUCGUUUGGAUUCGGCCUUGACUGGACAACAUACCGCCUCAUAUUCGCUUGUCAACCCGAUGACUGAAGCAUACAUUUGUCCGAACUCGCUCAUAUUCAACUACGAGGGUGAUCGCUUCGUAGCUGGGUCUGACUCACUGCUCUCCGUUUUUGAUCUUUCAAGGCCAGGACAACAACCCACCUCGUCAUUUCCAACAGGGCCUCGGAAGAGAAACGAUAGCCAUUAUAACCCGGCAAUCAACAUGAGAGGAAUUGUCUCAGCCUUGGCCAUUGAUGCGUCCAGCAAAGUUCUGGCUGCGGGCACCUUCAGUCGUCACGUCGGACUAUAUGAUUCAAUUGGCCAAGGUGAAUGCGUGGGAGUCUUCUGCGUGAAGGGUACCACUGCGGAUGCUCAAAUUGGUGGUGCUGGGAUUACUCAAGUCUCAUGGAGUGCUUGUGGAAGAUAUCUGUACAUUACAGAAAGGAAGAGUGAUGGCGUAAUAAUCUAUGACAUCCGAAAGACAGGACAACUUCUUUCGUGGCUUCAAGGAAGGUGUGCAAAUACAAACCAGCGGAUGUCGGUGGACAUUGUGACCACAGAUGUCUUAGAUGACAAUGAAGUAUGGGGGGGCAGCUCAGAUGGAUAUGUUAGGAUGUGGAAGAACGCUCAUCAGCAGGAGGGAUCGAUUUUGCCGACUUUUGAGUUCAAGGCUCAUGAAGAUGUUGUAUCAGCUACAAGGAUACAUAAGGGCGGAGGGGUCAUUGUCACUACAGCUGGACAACGAAAUUCCUUUGCCGACGACAAAACAGCUGCUGCAACCUCGUCCCUGAAAGUUUGGGCAUUGUGA